UCCACCUCCGCCCCCACCCCCACCCCCGCCUCCUCCGCCCCACCCCCGCCGCCGCAGGAAGGAAGGAAGGAAGGAUGGAGGCCCCUGGCUCCCCCUACGCCUCCUCGCCGGAAUCCGCCCCGAAGCGCGCCCCACGCUCCCCUCCGCAGCAGCAGCAGCCCUCCGAGGAAGGAGAUGACAAGGAGAAGCCAACACAUUUGAGGUUCCUGGUGUCUAAUACUGCAGCAGGAUGUAUUAUUGGCAAGGGUGGAUCAACCAUCAAUGACUUUCAGUCCCAGUCUGGGGCUCGUAUUCAGUUAUCACGUAGCCAUGAGUUCUUCCCUGGUACAAAUGACCGUAUCAUCAUGGUUUCUGGAAUGUUUGAUGAAGUAAUGAAGGCCAUGGAGCUGAUUCUUGAGAAACUUUUGGCUGAGGGUGAAGAAUUCAAUGAAGCUGAAGCUAGACCUAAAGUUAGACUUGUAGUUCCUAACAGCUCUUGUGGUGGGAUUAUUGGUAAAGGUGGAUCAACAAUAAAGUCGUUUAUUGAAGAAUCGCAUGCUGGCAUCAAAAUUUCGCCGCAGGAUAACAACUAUGCUGGUUUGCAUGACAGGCUUGUUACUGUCACCGGAACUUUUGAUAACCAGAUGAAUGCAAUAGAUUUGAUAUUGAAGAAGUUAUCUGAGGAUGUUCAUUACCCUCCUAAUUUGAGUUCCCCAUUUCCAUAUGCAGGUCUUACUUUUCCAAGCUACCCUGGUGUUCCUGUUGGUUAUAUGAUUCCACAGGUGCCAUAUAAUAACGCUGUGAACUAUGGACCUAAUGGAUAUGGAGGAAGGUACCAAAACAACAAGCCCAGCACACCUAUGCGAUCGCCUGCUAAUAAUGAUGCCCAAGAAUCUAUCACCAUCGGUGUGGCCGAUGAACACAUAGGUGCUGUUGUAGGUCGUGCUGGAAGGAACAUAACAGAAAUCAUUCAGGCUAGUGGUGCUAGGAUCAAGAUAUCAGAUAGGGGUGACUUCAUGCCUGGGACAACUGACAGGAAAGUGACAAUUACCGGAACACCGGAAGCUAUCCGCACCGCGGAGUCCAUGAUCAUGCAGAGGGUGUCAGCCAGCUCGGAGAGGUGAUGGGCCCCACUUGAAGAUGGGUUGUGGAGAGCCUUCUCACUGCGCAUGUUUGAUGCAAGUGGGGAGGAUGUGGGAAUUGUUUUUCUUUUCUUUUUGGGUUCCUAGCAAAGCUCGAGAAGAAUCAAGUUAUUGUUGUUUGUUGCGUGCGACGGAUGGUUUUUAUUAUGUUAGCAUAAACUGGUAGUAGAAGAUAAUUAGGCGCGCCGUUUGGAUUGGUUUCGGAAUAGAGCGAGUUUAUAUUUCUUGGGGUCCAUAACAAGACGCUGGUUUGCCUAGGGCUGCCUGCCUUGUGUCUGUAGUUUGACAAUUCCAUUCCGUUGCUCGAGGAUAGGAGAAGUAUUGAUAGAGAA
Molecule: messenger RNA, 1453 nt
Organism: Panicum hallii
Lineage: Eukaryota; Viridiplantae; Streptophyta; Magnoliopsida; Poales; Poaceae
Product: protein BTR1
Exons: 8
Coding region: 75-1103 (342 amino acids)
Biological process (GO): regulation of gene expression
Cellular component (GO): cytoplasm; cytosol
Molecular function (GO): mRNA binding
Source: RefSeq, a predicted model, not a curated record